Molecule: messenger RNA, 815 nt
Organism: Raphanus sativus (radish)
Lineage: Eukaryota; Viridiplantae; Streptophyta; Magnoliopsida; Brassicales; Brassicaceae
Product: thioredoxin M3, chloroplastic
Exons: 2
Coding region: 4-591 (195 amino acids)
Cellular component (GO): cytoplasm
Molecular function (GO): oxidoreductase activity, acting on a sulfur group of donors, disulfide as acceptor
Source: RefSeq, a predicted model, not a curated record
AAAAUGCGUCGUUCUUCGUUUAUUAUUUCCCCCAACUUUCUGUUUUUUUAUUUGCAUUCUUUCUUGAGAAAACCCAAAAACUCUUCUUCAAUGGCUUCGUCUUCUAUGUGUUGUUUCAGCGCUGCUCGACUGCCCUCAGCUCGAUCGAUCACUUCUCCGUCGCGUCUCUUCCCAGUCACUAGCUUCUCCCCUCGCUCACCACUACGAUCCCUCGUAUCUUCUUCCUCUGGCUCUCGCCUCCGAUUCUCUCCUCUCUGCGUGCGUGAUCCCAAAGCUCAAGUUACACAAAGUUCGUGGGAGAACUCGGUCCUGAAAAGCGAAACGCCAGUGCUAGUAGAAUUCUACACGAGCUGGUGCGGUCCAUGCAGGAUGGUCCACCGGAUAAUCAACGAAAUCGCAGGCGACUAUGCUGGAAAGCUAAACUGCUAUGUCUUGGAUGCAGACAGUGACUCCUUGGUGGCUGAAGAGUACGAGAUAAAGGCUGUACCUGUAGUUCUCCUCUUCAAGAACGGUGAGAAACGAGAGUCGAUCGUGGGUACAAUGCCCAAAGAGUUUUACAUUUCCGCCAUUGAAAGAGUCUUGAACUCGUGAAGAAGGUAACAUCAUUCAUUGAUGAGAAUUUCUCACUAGCACUUUGAUAUGGGUUAAUAUCUCAUUGGACGUGUCUUUUGUCUUGAGUCUGAACCUCUUUUGAGUUUUCUUUCUUCUUUUGUCUUCUGUGUAUAUAACUGUUGGAUUUGUGGAAAGAUGACUCGGGGAUUAUUGUGAAUACACACUUUCCAUCUUCAGUUUAUCUAAGUUUCCUUUCGUUUUCA